AUGCGUGGUACAAUCAUACUCUCUUUGGCUCUCAGCCUACUAGCAAUCCAUGCGCCAAACCUAACCACUGGAUCCUGCUUGAAAGUUCGCGACAAUAAGCCCAGCGUGCAACAAGAGGGUCAGCCAAUCCCCCACAUGCGUCGAAACCUUUGCAAAUGGCUGCACAAGGGCGACAAAAAGGAACACAGUAAGAAGGAGAAGGAUCCCAAAGACUCCUACUACAAAAAAUCCGAUCCCAAAGAUGAUUCUUCGUACGGCAAGGAUGACGAAGGCGGGGACGCUGGAAAGGAUGGCGACGACGAAGGCCCUGGCAAGGGCGAGGAUCCCGGAAAGGGGGAGGACGAUGACCCUUGGGGAAAGGAAGGUAACGGCGGCGCCGACGGCGAGGCUGGAAAGGGCAGCGGUGGAGCAAGCAACUCUGGUUCCGGCAGUUCCUCCGGCAGCGGUGGAGCUAGCGACCCGAGUUCCGGCAGUUACUCCGGCAGCGGUGGAGCCAGUGACCCCGGUUCCGGAAGUUCCUCCGGCAGCGGCGGAUACGGCGGCGAUGGAUACGGGAAGUAG
Messenger RNA from Puccinia graminis f. sp. tritici CRL 75-36-700-3, 561 nucleotides. RefSeq lists its product as uncharacterized. NCBI's taxonomy places the organism in Eukaryota, Fungi, Basidiomycota, Pucciniomycetes, Pucciniales, Pucciniaceae. The coding region runs from base 1 to 561 and encodes 186 amino acids. The record is from RefSeq and is a predicted model, not a curated record. The transcript is spliced from 3 exons.